Messenger RNA from Hansenula ciferrii, 2505 nucleotides. It is a transcript of the gene VPS34, whose product is annotated as phosphatidylinositol 3-kinase VPS34. Gene Ontology annotation, biological process: phosphatidylinositol-mediated signaling; autophagosome assembly; endocytosis. The coding region runs from base 1 to 2505 and encodes 834 amino acids. The record is from RefSeq and is a predicted model, not a curated record. Gene Ontology annotation, cellular component: cytoplasm; phosphatidylinositol 3-kinase complex, class III, type I; endosome. Gene Ontology annotation, molecular function: 1-phosphatidylinositol-3-kinase activity. Lineage: Eukaryota; Fungi; Ascomycota; Saccharomycetes; Phaffomycetales; Wickerhamomycetaceae. The transcript has a single exon.
AUGUCCUCCAGAAACGUCACUUAUUGUCUCUCGCGGGACCUAGAUUUCCCCUUUAGAGUUAAGAUCACAGCAUUGGAAGGCUCAAAACAACUACUUAAAGAAUCAACAAAAUUUACAAAUCCUUCAACACUCAAAAAGUUAUCCAAUUUUCAACAAAACUCAGACUUAUUUGCCACUGCAGUCGUCACAUUAGAUGGAUUACCACUCACAUUGCCAAUUACAACACCUUAUACCUCAUUCAGGAAUUCAAGAAAGUGGAAUGAAUGGCUUGAACUACCCAUAAAAGUUAAUCAAUUACCAUUCACAUCUAAAUUACACAUUACUCUAUGGGAAUUUGAUGAUUCUAAGAGAUCUAUAUUUGGUGAAGCUGAAUUAAACAUCUUCAAUGUUGAAGAUGAUUGCACAUUGAAAAGAGGGAGACAAAAAUUGGAUUUGAUAUUAGCUGAUAACAACACUAUAAACCUUGUUAAAUCUACCCAACCCACCAAAAUGGAUGAUUUAGAAAAAUUGAUUAAAAAACAUGAAAAUGGUGAUAUAAUAUCGGUUGAUUGGCUUGAUAACUUAACUUUCCGUAAAAUUGAACAAACUAAUAGAGCUCAAUCUACAGAUUCACAAUUCUUAUUAUUCAUUGAUUUGGUACAAUUUGAUAUACCCGUUGUUUUUUCAGAUUUUAAAUAUCCACCUCCACAAAUUCCAACUUAUAUCCCAACUGAACAACAACCACCAUUAAAUCAACCAAAAAUUAAUACUGGAAAAUCAUCAACUCUCAAAAUUUAUGACCCGGAACAAUAUGUUUCUGAUCCUAUAGAACAAAAAUAUAGAAAAUUGGAACGUAGUCAUAAAGAUGGUCCAUUAGAUCGUGAAUUGAAACCAACAGCCAAAAUAAGAGAUGAAUUAAAUAAGAUUUUGAAUUAUUCAUCUGUUCAAGAAUUAUCACAAUAUGAAAAAAAUCUUGUUUGGAAAUUUCGUUAUUUUUUAAUUAAUAAUAAAAAAGGGUUAAACAAAUUAUUGAAAAGUAUAAAUUUCUCUGAUGAAACUGAAAGAAAAGAAGCAUUAAAAUUAAUUUAUAAAUGGGUUGAAAUUGAUAUUGAAGAUGCUUUAGAAUUACUCGGUCCAAAUUUUAAAGAUAUUACUGUUAGAACUUACGCUGUGGAGAGAUUGAAGAAAGCACAUGAUAAUGAAUUAGAAUUAUAUUUAUUACAAUUAGUCCAGGCACUCAAAUAUGAAUCAUUGACAAGUUCAAGUUCCAUUGGUAAUAGUGAAUAUUCAAUUGUGGAAUUGAAUGAAUCUACAUCAUCUUCAAUGUUGAAUGCAUCAUUAUCACCAUUAUCACAAUUUCUUGUUGAUAGAGCAUUAGGUAAUGAUAGACUUGGAAGUUUCCUGUAUUGGUAUUUAAAUGUUGAAUCUAAGGAUAAACCAAAUUCUGUAUAUAAACAAAUAUUGGAUCACUAUUUGAAGAAUUAUACAAAUGAUGGUUUAACAAAGGAGAUAUCACUUGUUGACUCACUAGUUAAAUUGUGUUUGAAAAUUAAAAAUACUAAAGAUACAACACCCAAAAAAAUUGAAGCUUUAAGAUCAAUACUUGAUACUAAAUUUAAAAGUUUCCCACCGGUAAAACUCCCAUUAGACCCUUCAGUGGAAAUUUGUGGUACUAUAUCAAGUGAAAGUUCCGUUUUCAAGAGUUCAUUAUCACCAUUAAAAAUCACAUUUAAAACAACAGAUGGUGGUGAAUAUCCAUUAAUGUUUAAAGUUGGUGAUGAUUUAAGACAAGAUCAAUUGGUUAUUCAAAUCAUUUUAUUAAUGAAUAGACUUUUAACUAAUGAAAAUGUUGAUUUGAAAUUGACACCAUAUAAAAUCUUAGCUACCGGUCCAACAGAAGGUGCUAUUCAAUUUAUACCAAAUAGUACACUUGCUAGUGUUUUAGCUGAAUAUCAUGGUAUAUUGCCUUAUUUGAGACAUCAUCAUCCAGAUCCUAAUGAGGAAUUAGGUGUUAGUGAUUGGGUAAUGGAUAACUUUGUUAAAUCAUGUGCUGGUUAUUGUGUCAUUACAUAUAUUUUAGGUGUUGGUGAUAGACAUUUAGAUAAUUUAUUGAUUUGUCCAGAUGGUCAUUUUUUCCAUGCAGAUUUUGGUUAUAUCUUGGGACAAGAUCCAAAACCAUUUCCUCCAUUAAUGAAACUUCCUCCACAAAUCAUCGAGGCAUUUGGUGGUGCAAGUUCUCCAAAAUAUAACAUGUUUAGAAAUUAUUGCUUUGUGUCAUAUUCAAUCUUGAGGAAGAAUUCUAAUUUGAUUUUAAACUUGUUUGAAAUGAUGAGAGAUUCUAGUAUCCCAGAUAUUACUAUUGAACCUGAUAGAGCUGUUUAUAAAGUUAAAGAGAAAUUUUGUCUUGAUAUGAGUGAAGAAGAAGCCAUCAUUCAUUUCCAAAACUUGAUCAAUGAUAGUGUCAGUGCGCUUCUUCCGAUGGUGAUUGAUAGACUACAUAGUUUGGCGCAGUACUGGAGAGCCUGA